Filobasidium floriforme is the source of this 1952-nucleotide messenger RNA. Its product is annotated as phosphatase 2C-domain-containing protein. NCBI's taxonomy places the organism in Eukaryota, Fungi, Basidiomycota, Tremellomycetes, Filobasidiales, Filobasidiaceae. Gene Ontology annotation, biological process: protein dephosphorylation. The record is from RefSeq and is a predicted model, not a curated record. The transcript is spliced from 6 exons. Gene Ontology annotation, molecular function: cation binding; protein serine/threonine phosphatase activity. Bases 215 to 1810 code for a protein of 531 amino acids.
CACCUCGAAGGGGGGAUGGGGGAUUUCGUCGUCGAUCGUUGAUCGUUGAAUCAUCCAUCAAACAUCUCUUUACUGUAAUUACUGUUGAAGCACCUGACGAUAGCUAAUAUUCAGCAACCAGUAAACAAAGGAUCGACAACCAGACUCUCUACCUCAUCCUCGUACGCGCACUCCAACGCACAGCCUUCCUCCAUCACAGCAACAACCCGAAGCCAUGUCCUCGUCGGAACACCUCGCUACCGACAAUGUAGGCCCCUCACCAGGCCAAGGAUCGUCCUCUUCCACUCUCCAUUCUCACGUCGAGCCUGCUACCACCACUAGCACUGGCGCCUCGAGUGGACCUGGACACGCACACCAGGUCGCGCAAGCUCAAGGCCUCAAGCUAGACACGGCCGCUAGCAACCAGUCGUCGUCUUCCGGUGCAGGAGGGGAAGCUGGACGAGGUGGUGGACCUAUGGAGGGGAGCUACAAAAGACCGGGUGGAUUUGCCGAGAACCCGAAUGCGAGGAGCAAGACGAUUACCUUGGCGGAGGGAGAGAACACUUAUGGGGCCUUGAACCGACACCCAGCUCAACCGCACUCGGCUUCCUCCAUGUUCCCUUCUUACCGAGUCGGCGUGUCCGAGGAUAGGAACAAGAAGUGUAGAAGAACGAUGGAAGAUUCUCAUUCGUUUGUCUAUGAUUUCGGAGGUGUCGUCGGUCAGGGUUAUUUCGCCGUCUUUGAUGGACACGCAGGUAAACACGCCGCCGAAUGGUGUGGUCAAAACUUUCACGAAUUCCUUCUCGACGGUGUGAUCACCAACCCUCACACCCCGAUCCCAGACCUCUUGAACAAGACGUUCCACGCCGUCGACAGGCGUCUCUUCCAACUCGCCGAGGAGGACCGGACUCAUUCGGGUUGUACCGCCGUCACCGCCUUUCUCCGGGUCGAAGAGGAUGACGAACAGGCCAACGAUCAAGGUGGACCCGCCAAGGGAUUCACCAACCCGGGGAUCAAGAGUCGUGGCUUGUUGGAGGGUAAAGGGAUCGAAGAGCUCGAACGUCUCACCUCGGCCGGAGGCGGGUCCAAGGCUACCGUUGGGGGUGCAGCCUCGUCUACCCAGAACCAGGACGAAUCGCUCUCGAGCGGUAACGCUUCGGUCCAACGUCGUUCUUCCCGAAAGAUGAUCAAGGAUUUCGUCAAGGGCCUCACGGGUGGCAAAGAGUCCUCAUCUUCUGGAGACUCGGGGUCUGCGACCGGAAGCGGGAGGGACGGCAACGGGUCGCUCGAGACGAUCCCGGAUGGCACGCCGAGCCCGUUAGCGAGGGAAGGGUCGAUGCCGAUCGCCGAUGGACACCAUAUGGUUGACCUCGUCGAACCCAAGAGUGAGAAGCCGUUGAGGCGAGUGUUGUACACUGCCAACGUUGGGGACGCUAGGGCCGUCUUGUGUCGCGGAGGCAAGGCUGUCAGGCUCACGUAUGACCACAAGGGAAGCGAUGCACACGAGGCCAAGCGAAUCACCGAUGCUGGUGGCUUCGUGAUGAACAACCGAGUCAACGGUGUUUUGGCCGUAACGCGAUCGCUCGGAGAUUCGAGCAUGAAAGAAUUCGUCGUCGGCGCGCCUUAUACCACCGAGACUGCACUGGACAGCGACGACGAGUUCUUGAUCGUAGCUUGCGAUGGGCUUUGGGACGUCACGGACGACCAGACCGCCGUCGACCUCAUCCGAAAGGUUGAAGACGCUCAGGAGGCUUCUAGGGUCCUACUAGACUAUGCCAUCACCAACUACUCGACCGACAACUUGUCCGUCAUGGUGGUCAGAUUCAAGUAGGCGUAGAGGCAGAUGUUUCAUAUUUCCUCGGAUGAAGCGCGCGCGUGUAGUGGAGGGCUGUCAUCUGUGUUCCGCUUCGUUCGGUUGUGAUUCAGUAUGUGAAUAAUAUAUCAAAUGAUCUUAUGAAUGUCCGUACCUCAGG